AUGGCUGAAGUCCCAGAAGAUUUCCACGUUGGCCCAGAAGAGACGCUGGAGCCUGAGACACUCAAACUGCCUAGACCUCUUGAGUUGCCCAAAGAUGCCGAAACGGACACUGUGGCGGAGACAGACGCGGAGCCACCCGCAGAGAUUGACCAAGAGCCACCGCCGCUGGAAACCCAGGGCGAGAACUUGGAAGAGGAGGCGCCUGAGAGUACUCAGAGUGGACAGCCACUAUCAGCCGGGACGCCUGAGGAAGACACUGCUCCCGACGCUGGGACCGACCUGUCUGGCGAAACGGAACAAAGGAUUCCCCAAGAGGUCAAGUCAGAGACUUCAGGAGAAACAGACAAGGAGAUCUUCAAGGAUCUGGAGGUGCCCGGGGAUGAACAGCGUGAGGAAACCGACCUGGAGCCAUCGGAGGAGGCGAAAUCAGAUGUUACAGAGGUUCGCACGGAGACAGAGGAGGAUUCGGAGCUAUCCUCCGAAAUGCCCGCGGCCACAAUCGGUGGGAAAAUACUUGAGCUACUAAAGGUUCCAGAGGAAUCACUUAGCGAACAACAUGCAGAAACGGAUGUGCAGCCUCCAGAGCAGAUCAGAGAGGAUUCCCCAAGUGACGGAUCAGUAACAGGGGAUGAAGAGACACUAGAGACAGCCCAGAUGGCCGGAGCCGAGAUUCCAGAGGAAACACAAGAGUUUCCAGACGACAAGCUGAGACAGUCCAUGGAGGAGAAAGCUGCAGAGCCAGCAGAAGAGAUCACGUCAGAAUUUGCCGGGGAAAGAUCGAGGGAACCAAGUCCAACACUGUCAGAACAGACGGGAUCAGAAGUUCCAGAGGACACAGGUGAAGAGUCAGAAGAGGGGAUGGAAGAACAGUCUUCAGAGGAUGCCGGUCUAAUGCCUCCAGAGGAAAGCAGGCCAGAAGUUCAAGAGGAGACCCGAACAAAAUCAACUGAGGAAGUUCUAGAGCAAACAGAAGACAAUAAAUCAGAAGAUCAAAUCGAGAGGCAAAGAAAAUCAACUGAAGAGCUAGAGCUGCUACAGCAGGCUGAAACACAGGAGACACUGGGAGAGUCCGCUGAAGAGAAAGAGCUAGAAACACCAGAACAGAUGCAGCCAGAAUUUCCAAAGGAAGAACUGUUACAGAAAUCAACUGAGGGCACAGGUCAAGUGCCACCACAGGAGACCAAGCCAGAGACUCAAGAGAAGACAGCAGCCAUGCCAACUGAGAGAAGUCUAGAGUUACCAGAGGAAACCCAACAGAAAGAAACACUUGCAGAACUUGCCAAGCAAGACAGGCCCGAGCCCAUCAAAUCUGCAGACGAGGAGGAGCUGCAGCACUCUGAGAGCCUUAGAACAGACCUUGCCUUAGAGCCUGACAGAGGAAGUGAAGUCAUAUCUGUUUCUACAGAUUAUGAGUAUUAUUCGGAACUUCAAAGCGUGCUUCCAUCUGUUCAGUCACAUUACUCCAACGUGUAUAUCGUAGAGUCACAGCCUGAACUCACAGACCUUACUAAAAAGACUACAGAUUCAUCCCAAGAAUUGCAGGAACCAGGACCUAAAGAUAAAGGAAUCCAGCCAAAAGAAAGACUUGUGCCACAAUUUGAUUAUCUCAAGUGGAGUCCGGAGAGAGUGGCAGAGUGGAUUAGCGAGUUAGGCUUCCCACAAUACAAGGAGUGCUUCACUGCAAACUUCAUCAGUGGCCGAAAACUCAUCCAUGUCAACUGCUCCAACCUCCCUCAGAUGGGGAUAACGGAUUUUGAGGACAUGAAGGCAAUUUCUCGGCACACGCGGGAACUACUGCAAAUUGAAGAGCCGUUAUUCAGACGCAGCAUCCGAUUUCCCUAUAGAGACAAUAUUGGCCUCUUUUUAGAGCAGAAGGCCCAUAGUGGAGCAAAAUCUGAUGCCUUAACCUUAUCUGAAUUUGUCAAAGCAGCAAGAUUACAGGAUUAUGCUUCUGAAAUAACUGCCCUGGAAGAGAAUGGGGCAUCCUAGGGAAGGCCAUUUUACCUAGCCUAGAAAAUCGCACAAUUCCUUGGGGGAAGAAGUGUGGUCUUCUUGGGCUUUUCUGUUUUGCCAUUUCAUUCAGGCUCAGAGUUAGAACUCCUGGCUGCAUUCCCAAUUUUUCACUGAUUCACGGUACCUUCCCUUCAUUUGUGUUUCAGUUUAGCUCCUCAUUAAAACAAAGACAGCAAUACUUAUCUUUCUGGGUAACUAUAAGAAUUUCUGAUAAAUUCUAGAAAUGCACCUGAUAGUAGGGACAUGUUGGGGGCAAGUAUAACUAAAAUUGAAAUAUCCUGCCAACCCAGAAAAUCCUCUAAACUAGUACAGAGAAGAAGCUGUUUCAUUAGAGUGACCACUACAAGUGUGAUGCAUAUCACGGGCAAGCUGUUAAUGGGGCCGCACAAAGAAAGCUCACCCUUAUAAACAGGCAAAUCGAAUCCACUGCACUCAUGUUAAUUAUCUGUAUCCAAAGGAAAGCUUGUCACAUCUUGACAGCGAGCAGGAAUGGACUGACACCAGGCACACAGGCUAAGUUCCUGGAGACAGGGUGAAAUGUGGCAGCGGCAUCCUCAAGGCUACACUGCAGAAAGGUGACCCCAAGUGCCCACACACAAGCGGGCCUGGGUGCAAAACUGACUUUUGAAGGUUUACAUACUCUUUAAAACACAAGACCAAUGUUUAGAAUUACACGUUUCCUGAAGGAAAUGUUUUAAGAAAAAGGUGGCUUUUUGCCCUCAGAGAAAAGAUUUUUUUAAAAAAUCAACUUGGAUUUGUAUGUAUCCUUUAAAACAACAUAUUCAAGUACCACUAUGAAAUAUGAUCUGGGAUUGCUUACGUAACUUUUUAUGUGAUACCUUCUAGAUCUGUAUAAAAUGAAACUCAGGGGACUGGCAUGUUCCAAAGGAUACUGGUUUGAAUCCUGGGUGUUCCUCUUCUAAUCCAGAUCCCUGCUAAUGUAUUUGAGAAAGCAGCAGCAGAUGGUCCAAGUGCUUGGGCCCCUCCAUCCACAAGCAAGACCUGGCUUUGGUUUCCCCAACCCCAGCCAUUGUGGCCAUUUGGGGAAUAAACCAAAGGAUAGGAAGAUGUCUCUC
Molecule: messenger RNA, 3089 nt
Organism: Ochotona curzoniae (black-lipped pika)
Lineage: Eukaryota; Metazoa; Chordata; Mammalia; Lagomorpha; Ochotonidae
Gene: SAMD15
Product: sterile alpha motif domain containing 15
Exons: 3
Coding region: 1-1989 (662 amino acids)
Molecular function (GO): protein binding
Source: RefSeq, a predicted model, not a curated record